This is a messenger RNA of Magallana angulata, 1189 nucleotides long. RefSeq lists its product as uncharacterized. Bases 243 to 1169 code for a protein of 308 amino acids. Gene Ontology annotation, molecular function: signaling receptor activity. The record is from RefSeq and is a predicted model, not a curated record. The transcript is spliced from 8 exons. NCBI's taxonomy places the organism in Eukaryota, Metazoa, Mollusca, Bivalvia, Ostreida, Ostreidae.
UUUUGUUUUUACUAGAGAUGAAGUUUUGUUUGUAACAAAUACAUGUAGCUUGAAUUAUCAUAUGUAUAUCAAACUCAUUAACCUUUGUGUUUUCCCCCAAAGUACCGGUAUAGCAUUGUCAUAAUGAAAACAUACAAUAUGUACAUUAUUUUGUAAUAUUAUCCGCAAAAUUUUAGAACAUGGGUUUGAAUUUCUCUAUAUAAACAAUGUGAUAAAAAAGGAUUUUUAGUGACAGUCCAACAAUGAAUGCCCGUAUACCGUUAUUACUGUGUGUUUGGACUUUCUUGUCUUUUCAAGAAAUCCAAGCAAGCAUACGUAUUUGGGCCUCCGAAGUAACAAACUUUUCCACUCAAUACAACAGCGGAAGUCACUCUGCAAAGCAAGUUUUGGGAAAACCUAACGUCUAUCCUCGGUAUACCGAGAGUCCUGGCACUUGGGCACAGCUUGGUAAUCAAUUAGAUAGGGUCCAUUUCAUAGAGGUAAAAUUUCCAAGGAAACUCUAUGUUUCUAAAAUCAACAUCUACGAAACAUACAAUGCCGGAGCAGUCGUCAAAAUAUCCGUUAAAGACGGACAAAACCAAUGGGUGGAUAUAUUCAGUGUCAAUCAUGCUCAUCUCAUACGGAGAGCAAGGAAGUUUUCUCCCAAAAUAAAACGGUUUAUAUUUCCUGUGGAUGAGCUGAGAAUCGAAGUAGAUUGUUCCGUAGCUCACGAUUACGUAGAAAUCGAUGCUGUUGAGAUUGUUGGGGAUAUAUGCCCUUCACCUUUUUUCCAAAUCGGAAAUUCUUGUUACUUGAUAAAGAAAGACACAGUAUCCGCAGACGAAGCGUUUGCUAGAUGUCUUCUGAUUGGUGGAUACCUGGCUAAUUUUGAAACGCUAGAAGAGGCAAUGCUGAUGAAAGACAAGUUAAUUAAAAUGUCGACAAAAAUUUCGUACUUUGUUGGCGGAAGAAACAUAAACAGAAGAAAACAAGGAGGGGACUGGAGAUGGAUCAAAAACGGAACUAUGACACAAAUGAAGUAUUUUGCAUUUGGGACAGGAGAACCGAACGGAACAGAUCAAUCCCCUGAAGACUGCUUGAUGUUUUACGCAGCAAAAGCUUACGCAUUCAAUGACGCCAAUUGUAGAAUAAAGAAUGGAGGAUAUAUUUGUGAAAUUCAAAAUAUGUAAUACAUAUAAAACAAAAUGAG